Molecule: messenger RNA, 5590 nt
Organism: Labeo rohita (rohu)
Lineage: Eukaryota; Metazoa; Chordata; Actinopteri; Cypriniformes; Cyprinidae
Gene: jag2a
Product: jagged canonical Notch ligand 2a
Biological process (GO): heterophilic cell-cell adhesion; establishment or maintenance of epithelial cell apical/basal polarity; multicellular organism development
Cellular component (GO): plasma membrane; protein-containing complex
Molecular function (GO): calcium ion binding; Notch binding
Source: RefSeq, a predicted model, not a curated record
GAGCGAGUGGAUGUAUGUGUGUGACUUUCAUCUCAUCUUCUGGAGGUCUUGCGGAGAACGGAAUCACUUUGAAUGGCUGGAUUUUUGUGGAUAACGAUGCAUAUAUGAGUUUUCUUUUUUUAAUCAUGUCGUAUUAACUUCAUAGGAGUCAUGCAUAACUAUUCUGGAGCUUGUUUCUCAGUAGUUUUCCUAAUUUUGACGUUUUGGACUGAGGUGUGCCAGUCGUCGGGUUAUUUGGAGCUCCAGUUGAUCAGCGUGGAGAAUGACAGGGGUGAGCUUGCGAAUGGAAACUGCUGUGACGGCGCACGGAGCGCACAAGACGGUCUGUGCGACCGGGACGAAUGUGACACGUACUUGAGAGUGUGUCUAAAGGAAUACCAGGUGGAGGUCACCACAUCUGGCUUUUGUACGUACGGCACUGGAAGCUCAAGCGUGAUCGGAGGGAAUACGUUUCAGUUGAAAGGAUUCAAUGGAAACCCAAACAAGGCCAAUGACCUCGGGACCGUUAUCAUCCCCUUUCAGUUCGCCUGGCCGCGAGCGUACACUCUGAUCGUGGAGGCUUGGGACUGGGACAACCAAACAAUCCCAGACAGCAGUGAAGAUCUGUUGAUUGAGAGGAGUGUUAAUCGUGGAGAAAUGAAUCCUGGAGAGGAGCGACAGCUCAUUCAGCAUAAGGGCCAAACAGCCAGCAUCCAGUACAGCGUGCGCGUGCGCUGCGACCGCCACUACUACGGCAACAAGUGCAAUAAACAGUGUCGUCCCCGAGACGAUUACUUUGGCCAUUACAUAUGCAAUCAGUUCGGCGAUCAGCAGUGCAUGGAGGGCUGGACCGGGAAAGACUGCAAGAAAGCUAUCUGUAAGCAAGGCUGCAGUGAGCUUCACGGAACUUGUGAGACUCCAGGACAAUGUGUAUGUAAUUAUGGCUGGCAGGGCCCACUGUGCGAUGAGUGUUUGCGGUUUCCGGGCUGUGUGCAUGGCACCUGCGCAAAAAAAUGGGAGUGCAUCUGUGAGAAAAACUGGGGAGGACUUCUGUGUGACAAAGAUCUAAAUUACUGCGGCACACACAAGCCCUGUGUAAAUGGAGGCACGUGUCUGAAUACAGAGCCAGAUGAAUAUUUCUGCUCCUGCCCUGAGGGUUACUCUGGCAAAAACUGUCAUAUCGCUGAGCAUGCAUGCAUGUCAAACCCAUGUGCAAAUGGCGGGACAUGUCACGAGCUGGGAUCAGGGUUUGAGUGCCUGUGUCCCCCAGGGUGGGACGGCCCAACUUGUGCUAAAGAUAAAGAUGAGUGCACGUCAAACCCGUGCGCUCAUGGGGGGACCUGCUUCGAUCUGGUGAAUGGCUUUGAAUGUUUAUGCCUCCCACAGUGGACCGGCAAGACCUGUCAGAUAGAUGUGAAUGAGUGUAUGAGGAGACCUUGUCUAAACGCUUACGCUUGUAAAAAUCUAAUUGGUGGAUAUCAUUGCAACUGCUACCCGGGCUGGGCAGGACCGAACUGUAAUAUCAAUGUCAACAGCUGUUACGGUCAGUGUCAGAAUGGAGGAACCUGUCAGGAUGGUCGUCAUGGUUAUAUGUGCCAGUGCCAGCCGGGUUUCUUGGGAAGACACUGCGAAGUGCAGCAGAGCAGGUGUGCCAACUCCCCUUGCCAAAAUGGUGGACGCUGCCGUUCCCUAGCCACGGGUUAUGAGUGCGAGUGUCUGUACGGAUACACCGGAACCAACUGUGAGGUGCGGGUGGAUCUAUGCAGUCCAAACCCAUGUCAGAAUAAAGCCCAGUGUCACUCUAUGCAGGGAGAUUUUUACUGCGCCUGCGCGGAUGAAUACGAGGGGAAGACAUGUAGUCAGUUACGAGACCACUGCAAAACCAGCACCUGCCAAGUGAUUGACAGUUGUACUAUUGAGGUGACAACCAAUGGCACAGCGACAGCGGUUCAGCGCAUCUUAUCAAAUGUGUGUGGUCCUCACGGGCACUGCAUCAGUCAGUCAGGAGGAAACUUCACCUGUGCCUGCCAACCAGGAUUCACUGGGACAUACUGUCAUGAGAAUAUAAAUGACUGUGCAUCAUCUCCUUGUCAGAACGGAGGAACAUGCAUUGAUGACAUUGAUUCUUUUCGCUGUGUUUGUCCAGAUGGCUUUAAUGGGCAGCUCUGUGAGCAGGAGGUGAAUGAGUGUAGUGGUGACCCUUGUCUAAAUGGAGGCAUAUGCAAGGAUCUGCUAAAUGAUUUCUACUGUCUCUGCACUGACAACUGGAAAGGAAAGACGUGUAACUCACGAGACAGUCAGUGUGAUACUAGUACAUGCGCUAACGGAGGAACUUGCUAUGAUCACGUAGACUCAUUCCGAUGUGCGUGUCCCUCUGGUUGGGGUGGCAGUACAUGUAACACAGCCAUGAACAGCUCGUGUGAAUCAGGCCCGUGUCUGAAUGGCGGGACUUGUAUUGGAGGGGGCAGCGUGUUCACUUGCAUCUGUAAGGAUGGAUGGGAGGGGCCUACCUGUGCUCAAGAUGUUGAUGACUGCAACCCUCAUCCAUGUUAUAAUGGGGGACAGUGCGUGGAUGGGGUCAACUGGUUUCGGUGUGAGUGUGCACCUGGAUUUGCAGGACCCGACUGUCGCAUCAACAUAGAUGAGUGUCAGUCCUGUCCCUGUUCAUAUGGAGCCACAUGUGUGGAUGAGAUUAAUGGAUAUCGCUGUGUUUGCCCUGUGGGACGAGCUGGACCGCGCUGCCAGGAGUUUAUUGGUGUUGGAAAGGCAUGCGAUCGCUCUGGGGUGCAGGUUCAUCACGGUGAGCGUUGGGACGAUGGAUGCAACAGCUGUCAGUGCAUGAAUGGAAACAUCAGAUGCACUAAAGUGCAUUGUGGUCAUCAGCCCUGCUUGUUGCAGUCAGACUCUAUUGAGCUACAGCGCCCCCUGUGUCCACUAGGACAAGAGUGUGUAGAGCAUCAUUUUCUGUCUUGCCUUCGUCCACCAUGCAGUCAUCUGGGUAUAUGCUCAGCUCCUGAACAUCGUCAACAACCCACCAGUACUCGGUGCCUACCCAACAACGGCUACCUAGAUGACAACUGUGCUCGCGUUAUGCUUGUAUUUGACUCAGACAGUGUCCCGCAGGGCUCUACUGCUGAAGGUGUUUGCACAGAGCUAACGUAUCUGCCAAUCACACGAACCCUGGCCAAAGACCACACCCUUUCCAUUCUUUGUGACCAAUCACCUUCCAGCCAAAAUGCAGUGGAGGUUGCUAUGUCAUAUGAGCAAAACACCUUUAUUGAGGGACGAGCUCAGAUAGAGAAUGUUGUCCGCACCAUCAUUGAUGUUUUGUCCAAACCUCACAAUAGCAGUUUACUGUUGGCUGUGAGAGAGGUCAGAGUUGAUACUCAGGACCCACGUCCCAAAGUCGGUUACCUCAUCCCAUUGCUGUGUGUGCUGUUUGUGGUGUUAUGGAUCUCCUGUGUCAUUGUGUGCGUGUGGUGGUUCAGGCGACGCAGGAAAGCGAGACAACGAGAGGACACGCAGAUGGAAGAGAGCAUCAACAACCAGCGUGGGACACUACUGAGCACUCGCACGCCUCACAAAGACAACACCGACCCACUGCAGGAGAACAAGAACCUGCUUUACCCUCUGGAUAGGGUUGGAGACGGAGCUGAGCGAGAGGACGAGGAGGAAGAGGGAGAUGAAGAGAGCGACAGGGGGCUAGCUAUGCAUAAGUGCUCAUCUCUUGCGUACUCUAAAGGGGACGCCGUGUACACUAUUCACACUACAGCCCCAAAUCAGCCAAACAGGACACACUACAGCAGCAAAGACAACCGCUGCAAGAACAAUGUGAACGAGAGCUUAAGCGAGCACACGAAAGAUCAUUACGUAUGAAAGAACCAGACAAACUGGAAAAAUGCAAGUAUUUUUUGCCAUCUGAUCUGAAAGCUUCUGGGUUUGUGCGAUUGGUGUUUUUCAUCCUUUCUUCAUCAUUGGGUAGUCAAACGAAACGGAUUUGUGUCACAAAAAUGCAGCAAACGAGACAUUCAAAGAAAAUCCUUUUCUUUUGUUUACACUUGCACUCACUUUCCUUAAAAAGAAGGACAUUUUUACACAAAGCUUAACUUUACGAUUAUGUCUGUGAACUGUGGUGAGACCUUUGACCCUUGGGGCUGAGGAGGAAUCAGCGAUAGGCAGCUUUAAAGUGUUUUUGAUUAUAUCCAGACCUGCCCAAAGUCAAGUGUUAGAAGCCGUUAAAUUUUCCAGAGGUAUAUAUACACAAGUGCCUCACUGAACCUUCAUGAUAGCGCUUACCUUUUAUACGCAUUUCUCACACAUAUGUUGGUUCUUGUUUUUGUUAACAAAUGGUAUAGACUCACUUAAAUGGGUAGUUCACCUAAAGGAAGAUUCUGUUAUCAUUUACUCACUCUCAUGUCAUUUUAAACCUGUAUGACUUACUUUCUUUUAGGGAUGCCCCCUAAUAUUUUCGCAGAAAGUCGCUGAAAAAAAAAACCACACGAAGUGGCGAAAUCACGCAGUCCGUGACAGAUCGUUAAUAGCUGGUUGAUGUGGUAAUAUAAUACAUCAGGCAGGACAUCCAUACGCUCACCUAUCGCUCAUCGACCACAUAUAUGGCUUUUCAUCUUAAAUAUGUAGUAGGAACUUUACAAGGCAGCUCAAUCUAAUGUUAACCUAGAAAAAUGUGCACUAUUCAAGUGACUGUGCUGAGUGUGGAAGCUGAAUAGUAGCGCGCUUACUGCAUGACAGAUGGAGGCGCUGAUGCGGUCACUUGCUCUUAAAAUACUAUGACAUUUUUGGACCUACAGAUAAAACUAAUACAUCUUUCAUAUCUGUAAAGACUCUACAUUUAUUUGUGUGCACCCACAAUAACAACAAAAUGUUGUGCUUUUGUAAAAUAAGUAAAGCAAACGGGAUGCGCUUUCUGUGAACUUGAGCACGUCACGUCGAAACUUGCCUUAUUACAGACAUGAAAAAUAUAUCUAUAGAGAGUGAAAUGUCUACUUUUAAAUGAAUCAAUUCAAAUAGAAAACAAAUAUUCUCAGAUUAUGUAAUCCAUGAAAAAUGCACACAGGCGCAUCUCUACUACGGAGAUGACGAGUCAGUGUCGCCGACUUCAUCAGAAAGCACUAGUUUAUCAAUAAAUUAUUAAAAUGUUAAUGCAGUGUUCUUUUUUCCCUAACACAUGCAUAAUUAUUAUAUUUAUUAUUUUUUGCUUUUUUUGUGUGCUUGAUCGCUUAUUAGGGUAUGUAGGCAAUUAAAGGCUCAUUAUUAUAAUUUUAUAUGGUUUAUUAAUAAACGUGCGACUAAUAGUCGACUAAUGCUUAAAAUGAACGACUACUAGUCGACCAGAAAAAUCUUUAGUUGAAGGCAGCCCUGCUUUGUUACAUAAGAGUGUAGACAGUCACUAGUUGCAUUUCCAUUACCUUUCAAAUUGCGCAAAUUGAAAUUGUGAAUUGAAAAUACGCCUAAUGAAAACACGUCAAUUUCGCAAAAACUCUCAUAUAUCACAAAAAUGUUUUUACACUCACAUGUGGUGUUUUUUCAGGCAAUUCGAAAAAGAAAUAUUUUGCAAAACUGCAAUGGAAUUUUAUUUUUUUUUUUUUCCACA